Necator americanus (New World hookworm) is the source of this 2043-nucleotide messenger RNA. RefSeq lists its product as uncharacterized. Bases 1 to 2043 code for a protein of 680 amino acids. Gene Ontology annotation, cellular component: histone deacetylase complex; lysosomal membrane; plasma membrane. Gene Ontology annotation, molecular function: histone deacetylase activity; transcription factor binding; zinc ion binding. The record is from RefSeq and is a predicted model, not a curated record. Gene Ontology annotation, biological process: negative regulation of transcription by RNA polymerase II; establishment of protein localization to organelle. Lineage: Eukaryota; Metazoa; Nematoda; Chromadorea; Rhabditida; Ancylostomatidae. The transcript has 21 exons.
AUGUGGUACAUUACACGGGCGGAAUAUCGGAAUGUAACGUACGACGAAACGAAUAAGGCAACAUUUGAAUGGAGAAAGAAGCAUCAGUGCGUUGAUCAUGUGCUGACCGCAGGUGUUGGAGAGCGUAAUGCCUUUGCUCUAGUAAGACCUCCAGGACAUCAUGCUGGUGUUGCUGAACCGAGCGGUUUUUGUAUAUUCAACAACGUCGCAUUGGCAGCCCAGUACGCCAUCGAUAAAUACGGUUUGAGCCGCGUGCUCAUCUUUGACUGGGAUGUUCAUCAUGGGAACGGAACUCAGGAAAUUUUCUGGGAGGAUAAUCGCGUCUUGUAUAUGUCGAUUCAUCGACAUGACGAUGGGAUGUUUUAUCCAAUGGGUGAACCUAAGGAUUACGUGAACGUUGGAGAAGGCGACGGUCGAGGUUACUCCGUAAAUAUACCGUGGAAUGCUGUUAAGAUUGGUGAUGACGCUUAUCGGGCAGCAUUUUCUAAGAUAAUUAUGCCGAUAGCGUAUGAUUUCUCUCCGGACUUGGUUCUUAUCUCAGCAGGAUUUGACGCCGCUGUAGGAGAUCCACUUGGUGAAUGCAGUGUGAACGCUGAUACUUACGCUUUAAUGACCUAUCAUUUGAUGAGCCUAGCUGGCGGCCGCCUCAUCGCUGUGCUCGAAGGAGGAUAUAAUCUGAACUCAAUCGCUGAAUGCGCAAGUGCUGUAUGUGAAACAAUGAUUGAAGGAUCACUUAGAAAAUCCUACAGAUCUGCAUCGGAAUGCACGCCAUAUAAAAAACGACUUCAGAGCAAGGUAUGGGACAGCAUCCGAGGAGCGGCCGCCACUCACGAGCCGUACUGGAAUUGUCUAAAAGGAUUUCAAAAGUGUAUCGAGCAGAAGACCCCCGCAGAGACGUCGAAGCAGAAGACGCCUCAACGUGAUCCAGUUGAUCGUGAACCUGUCAUUCUCACAUCUCAAGGAAGCAGCUCAGAGCCGUGCGACAAUGCCGAAGGCCUUCAUGCGGUCGUUCCUCUGCCAACGUGUCCUCAUCUGGAUCAGACAAGAGAGUUACCCAGUACUGGAAUCGAUGUGAAAUCUGUCUGUAACACGUGCCAAACUCCAGCUGAAAUAUGGGUGUGCCUUACGUGCUACAAGACACAUUGCGGACGUUAUGUGUCCGAACACGCUCUCAUGCAUUACCUUGCCGAACCCGAUCAUGCUAUGGUGCUUUCGCUUGCGGACCUGUCCCAAAAUCCUCUGCUCAUCUGGUUCCCUGUUCAAUUCCCUCCAUAUCCAUGCAUCGCAUUCACAGGCCAGAUUGACUUGUACUUGACAUAUACGGACAGUACUGGCAAAGAGGAAGACGCGGUUGUGCACGUAUUGCCAACGUCCACCGUGAACGAAGAUCUGAGUUCCUGUAAUAAAGUAUUGUACGUGGGGAAUCAGCCUAUUCUGAGUCAAGUGCUGCACAUCAAUCUUGACCAUUAUCCUGGAUGGAAUAUUCGAUUCGCUUUCACAAAGGAUGACCGCUUGAAAGUGCAUAAUCAGUUCGUACUGUAUCAAGUCAAUGUCACUGCGGAUUAUCCUGCAACAAAAACGACCAUUAAAAAUGCCCCAGAUACUGUGUAUAAUUACGUACAACCAGUUGAUCUCACGAACCUUCCGGACAUUUCCAACGCCGUAUUCGCUCACCUCAAUACCUCCUAUGCUUGCACUUCAGAGCAGAAAUUUUGGAUUAACAAGGACUCAAAACAAGGUCCUUUAGCUUCAUUCAAGCUCACGUACUUGCAAGUGGAAGCAUUCAAGCUCUCAAUUCCAGUAACGAAUAAAUUCGAUCCAGCCGAGACAUGUCCCCGUGACCAACACGCUACAGAUAUGGUUCCUGUGAUUGUUGGGAGUUGCCUGGCUGGACUUAUUGUUAUUACUCUUGUCACAUAUUUAAUAUACCGAUGUCAGCUUUCCCGUGAAGAGCUGGAGCUAACCAGUGAGCACUCUGAGCCACACACUGAUGGAGCAGCUGGAGAACAUCGAAUAAUCCACGAAAACAAGCAUCAUUUGUAA